Helicoverpa armigera (cotton bollworm) is the source of this 4680-nucleotide messenger RNA. It is a transcript of the gene Eater, whose product is annotated as eater. The transcript has 6 exons. Lineage: Eukaryota; Metazoa; Arthropoda; Insecta; Lepidoptera; Noctuidae. The record is from RefSeq and is a predicted model, not a curated record. Bases 71 to 4621 code for a protein of 1516 amino acids.
GUGUUGGACACAGAAUCCUUGAUUUGAUGCUAAAAUCCGAAAAUCUCAGUGUCAUUGAUAUCGCGUUACAAUGAGGACGUUAUCGUUAAUUUUAAUUGUUUUAUUGCAAUUAUAUUGUGGUUAUAAUGCGGACAACAGGAUUUGUACUACGACAGAAGUGAUAACACGCAGACAAUACGAGUCGUAUUGGAGCAAUUACACGGUGAUGGUGAACGACCCAAAAUGCAGGAGAAGACGUUGUCCUAGAAUCAAAAAACCAAGAAGCUUCAGAGCAAAUCGUGUAGUUACUAAAAACGUGACAUCGGUCAAACAUGUCUGCUGCACCGGCUUUGAGCGAGAUUUAACAUAUUCGCGAUUGGUCUGCAAGGCGAAAUGUUCAAAACCUUGCAUAAAUGGUUUCUGUCGAAGUGCAGAGGAAUGUGGCUGCAACUUAGGCUAUGUGUUGGAUUUAGCUGAUAAGUAUCGCUGCCAGCCGUAUUGCAGCAAAUCCUGCGGAGGAGGUAUUUGUAUACUGCCAAACGUAUGCCAUUGCAACAGAGGAUAUCGAUUUCUCAAUCAAACCUGUGAACCAUUUUGCAGUAAGCCCUGCAUGAAUGGCAGCUACUGCGCCCGUCCAGAAACCUGCGAAUGCAUGAUAGGAUAUAAAAAAUCUGCGGAUAAUAUCUGCAAACCUCACUGUUCAGAUGGUUGCCCCAACGGCACGUGCGUCAGUCCAGAAAAAUGCGUUUGUAAUUUAGGCUUCCAAAUGGUUACCAAAAACGACACUAUGGAGAAAUCGUGUCAACCAAUAUGUAAUAAACCUUGUUUAAAUGGCAUUUGUGUGGCACCAGAAACUUGUGAAUGCAAAAAAGGAUACGUAAAGACAGAUUCCUACAGCUGCAAGCCUUUUUGCUCUAGUGGGUGUGCCAAUGGCAAAUGUGUUGCACCUGAAACUUGUAUUUGUAAUUUCGGAUGGCAAAUGGCGAAUGAUAGCAAAACUUGUCUGCCAAUAUGUUCUAAGCCGUGUGUAAAUGGAACGUGCGUGGCUCCAGAAAUUUGUGAAUGCUCUAGGGGGUAUUCACAAAUAGACAAGUAUAAUUGCGAACCCUUUUGUUCCAGUGGUUGUCCUAAUGGAAGUUGUGUUGCUCCAGAAAAAUGUGUAUGUGACUCAGGAUGGCAAAUGAGUCAGACAGAUAACACUACGAAUAAAACUUGUCAUCCGAUAUGUUCAAAACCCUGUAUUAACGGCACGUGUGUGGCUCCGGAAUUUUGCCAAUGCAAAAAAGGGUAUGAAAAAGCGGACAACUACAGCUGUAAACCCUUUUGCUCUGGUGGAUGUCCCCAUGGGAGUUGUAUUGCUCCAGAAACUUGUGACUGCUACACAGGGUGGGAAAUGGUUCAAUCAAAUGGCACUGCGCAUAAAUCGUGCCAGCCUAUAUGUUCAAAGCCCUGUAUUAACGGCACGUGUGUGGCUCCAGAAACUUGCCAAUGCAAAAAAGGGUAUGAAAAAGCGGACAACUACAGCUGUAUACCCUUUUGCUCUGGUGGGUGUCCCCAUGGAAGUUGUAUUGCUCCAGAAACUUGUGACUGCGACCCAGGGUGGGAAAUGGUUCAAUCAAAUGGCACUGCGCAUAAAUCGUGCCAGCCUAUAUGUUCAAAGCCCUGUAUUAACGGCACGUGCGUGGCUCCAGAAACUUGCCAAUGCAAAAAAGGGUAUGAAAAAGCGGACAACUACAGCUGUAAACCCUUUUGCUCUGGUGGAUGUCCCCAUGGAAGUUGUAUCGCUCCAGAAACUUGUGACUGUGACCCAGGGUGGGAAAUGGUUCAAUCAAAUGGCACUGUAUAUAAAUCAUGCCAGCCUAUAUGCUCAAACCCCUGUAUUAACGGCACGUGUGUGGCUCCAGAAACUUGCCAAUGCAAAAAAGGGUAUGAAAAAGCGGACAACUACAGCUGUAAACCAUUUUGCUCUGCUGGGUGUCCCCAUGGAAGUUGUAUUGCUCCAGAAACUUGUGACUGCGACCCAGGGUGGGAAAUGGUUCAAUCAAAUGGCACUGUACAUAAAUCAUGCCAGCCUAUAUGUUCAAAACCCUGUGUUAACGGCACGUGUGUGGCUCCGGAAUCUUGCCAAUGCAAAAAAGGGUAUGAAAAAGCGGACAACUACAGCUGUAAACCGUUUUGCUCUGCUGGGUGUCCCCAUGGAAGUUGUAUUGCUCCAGAAACUUGUGACUGCGACCCAGGGUGGGAAAUGGUUCCAUCAAAUGGCACUGCGCAUAAAUCGUGCCAGCCUAUAUGUUCAAAACCCUGUAUAAAUGGAUCAUGUGAGGCUCCAGAAAAAUGCCAAUGCAGUGAAGGGUAUACCAAAGUAGAUAACUACAGCUGUAAGCCAUUCUGCUCCAGUGGUUGUCCUCAUGGUAGUUGUAGAGCCCCCGAAACAUGCGAAUGUGAUUCUGGAUGGCAUUUGGUUCAAUCAAAUGACACUGGAAAACAAAAUUGCCAACCUAAAUGUUCGAAGCCCUGUUUGAAUGGAUAUUGCGUCGCUCCAGAAGAAUGUCGGUGUGCAAAGGGUUAUGUUAAGUCAGACGACUACAGCUGUAAGCCCUUCUGUUCCAGUGGGUGUCCUCAUGGAAGCUGUGUUGCUCCGGAAACAUGUAACUGUGAAUUAGGAUGGCGUUUAAAUCAGACACACGGUACUACAAUCCAAACAUGUGAGCCAUUUUGUACCACCCCCUGUGUGAAUGGCAUAUGCGUGGCACCUGACACUUGUGAAUGUUUACCUGGAUAUAAAAAGUACGAAAAUAACGUUUGUAAGCCUCACUGUUCAUCUGGUUGCCAUCACGGUACCUGUGUCGGUCCAGAAACCUGCAUUUGCGAUAUCGGAUGGAAAAUAGGAAAUGAUAAUAAAACUUGUGAGCCAAUAUGCACAAUACCUUGUGUGAAUGGGACGUGUGUAGCACCAAAAACUUGUACUUGCUGGCCCGGUUAUAAAAUAGCUCGUAGAUUUACUUGUAAACCGAAAUGUAGCGGAGGAUGUCUUCAUGGUAUGUGUGUUAGCCCAGAAAAAUGUGUAUGUGAUUCCGGAUAUGAAAUAGCAACAUCAGAAUUAACAAAGACAGAAUAUUGUCGACCAAUUUGCAGCGAACCCUGUGUAAAUAGUAGAUGUGUAGCACCGGAUACCUGUGAAUGUAACCUUGGCUAUACGAAAACCAAGGAGAAUAUCUGCGAACCACAUUGUCCAGGCGGGUGUCAAAACGGUUUUUGUGCGAAGCCUUUUGAUUGUGUUUGUAAUCCAGGAUGGGAAAUAACACAAACGAAUGGUACUGCAAAUACUAUCUGUAAACCAAAAUGUGCUACUCCCUGUAUCAACGGGAUUUGUGUAGCCCCAGAAACUUGUGAAUGUCUCGAUGGUUACGUGAAAUCAAGGAAUAAUGUUUGCGAGCCUCACUGCCCAGAUGGAUGUCCAAAUGGAGCUUGCAUCAGUCCUGGGAUCUGCAAAUGCAAUUUAGGAUGGGAAAUGAUACAAAUUAAUGGAACUAUGAACAGAAUUUGUCAACCAAUAUGUGAGAAGCCAUGUGUAAAUGGCAUAUGUGUAGCCCCAGAGACUUGUGAAUGUUUCGACGGGUACAUAAAAUCAGAAAAGAAUAUUUGCCAACCACAUUGUCCAGGUGGAUGUCCAAAUGGAGCUUGCGUGAGUCCUAAUGUAUGUAGUUGUAAUUCAGGAUGGGAAAUGAAACAAACUAAUGAUUUAGAUAAUAAAACUUGUAAACCUGUAUGCACUCAAGCCUGUGUUAAUAGCACAUGCGUAGCUCCGGAGACUUGCAGCUGCCUUCCUGGCUAUAUGAAGACAGAAAAUAAUAUUUGUACACCUAGAUGUUCUAGCGGGUGUCCAAAUGGUACUUGUGUUGAGCCUGAAACUUGUAUUUGUAAUUCAGGAUAUGAAAUGAUACACGUAGAUGGAAAUGUGAACCAAACCUGUGAACCAAUAUGUGAUGUUCCUUGUUCUAACGGGAUUUGUAUAGCCCCGAACACUUGUGAAUGCCUCAGCGGCCAUGUGAAAGUAAAUAAUAGUGUAUGUUUACCACAUUGCCCAGAUGGGUGUCCGAAUGGAGUUUGCGUUGCUCCUGGGCUCUGCAAAUGUGACAUAGGCUGGGAAAUGAUGCAAGUUAAUGGGACCAUAAACAAAACUUGUAAACCUGUAUGUCGGAGUCCUUGUAUAAACGGCACGUGUGUCGCUCCACAGACUUGUGAAUGUCUCCCUGGGUAUGUGCAGUUAAGAGACAAUGUUUGUCAGCCGCACUGUGCUGAUGGCUGCCUGAAUGGCGUCUGUGUGACUCCCAAUACCUGUAGGUGUAACCCGGGAUGGUUCAGAAGUGAUCUCAAUGGAACUUGUGUAGCAGAUACUGCUGCCGUUAGUGCCAGCAAAGACGAGGAUAAUUGGGUGGAGUCCAACUGGAUAUAUAUCUUGGUCACUUCACUUGCCAUUUUAUUGGUUUUGAUAGCAAUCAUAAUUUUCAUAUAUUUCAGAAGAAAAAAAUCUGACAAGGAUGAUGGUACUACAGCUGUUCCAGAUCAAGAAAUAUCAACUAAAAUAUUUUGCAGACAAAAGGGUUCUUACGAUGUUAACGACAAUACUACUGAACUUUAAAUGUACUUAGUAGUGUAGUUUUAAGCGAUUUCUAUUUAUUUUAUCAAAAAUAAUUAAAU